UAUGGGCGCAAGGUCCCAACACAUUUAAUCAAACAUGAUAACAGAGGCAAACAAAAAAAACAGUAGUAUAAGAACCAAGUGGCUUAAGGCAAGGUUGUAGAAUAAUCAAACAUCUACUAUGGAAAUAGGAAAAGACAUUGCGAGAGAGGAGCAAGAGACAACAGCAAUGGAACCGCUUAGCCCGAUUUCACGGAUGUUUGUUUCGCCGAGUCUCUAUUGCUUCAUUAUUUUCACUUUAGGGUUUCAAACUAGAUGCAACCAAUCCUCCAUUGUUGAAGGUGUCAAGAACACAUGGAUCAAGCUCCCUCGCUUCUCUAGCAAAGUGGAUAUAAAGAAAUAUGGAAAAGCGUUUUGGAUCCCUGUUAGUGUUCGAAUAGAAGAUCAUGUUAUUGUUCCAGAUAUUGAUUAUUCCAACAUUGAAAAUCCUGAUCAAUUUAUAGAAGACUAUACUUCGAACAUAGCUAAUACUCCAAUGGACAUGUCUCGACCUUUAUGGGAACUUCAUUUACUUAAUAUAAUGACCUCAAAUGCAGAAUCUUUGGCUAUAGGAAAGUUUCAUCAUUCACUUGGCGAUGGGAUGUCUCUUAUGUCUCUUUUAUUAGCUAGUUCACGGAAAACGUCAGACCCUGAGGCUUUUCCUACUACCGCGGCUACCAAAAAACAUGUUGAUUCCAAUAUCAAGGGUUGGUGGUUGGUGGAAAGAUUUUGGUUCAUGCUAAGAGCCAUUUUCAUAACUGUUAUUGAAAUGUUCAAAUACUUGCUUACACUAUGUUUUAUGCGGGAUACUAAAACUCCUCUCAUGGGUAAAACCGGAGAUAGAAUUCGAUCUAAUAAGGUUAUCCAUCGGAUAAUAAGUUUUGAUGAUGUCAAGUUGGUGAAGAACACAAUGGAAAUGAAAGUAAAUGAUGUUCUUCUUGGAAUGACACAGGCAGGUCUCUCAAGAUAUUUGAAGAAAAAAUCUGAUAUUGUGGCCGAGAAGAAAAGUAUCUUAGAACAUAUCCGUCUUCGUGGUACAGUAUUCAUAAAUUUAAGAGCAGACACAAAAAUCGAGGAACUUGCUAAUAUGAUGGCAAAAGAUUCAAAGUGUAAAUGGGGAAACUUCGUAGGCUUUGUUAUGUUUCCGUUGUGGAUAAGAUCUGAAGAUGAUUCGUUGGAAUACGUCCGACGAGCCAAAUCUAUAAUGGAUAUUAAAAAACUCUCCAUGGAACCACUUCUUUGCUAUGGACUCAUCAAAUUUACCAUGAAAAUAUUUGGGGAGCAGGUAGCAGAAACUCUUAGUAAGAGGAUAUUUGAUCAUACAACAUUGUCAUUUUCAAAUGUGUUGGGGCCAGACGAAGAAAUAAGUUUUUUUGACCAUCCUAUGUCUUACGUCGCAGCAAGCGCAAUAGGUGGACCGCAAGCUCUUAUCAUCCAUUAUGUAAGUUAUGUAAACAAGAUUGUCAUCAAUCUAUCUGUAGACACAACAGUGAUUCCAGACCCUCAUCUACUAUGUGAUGAUUUGGUAGAAUCCCUCAAUAUCAUCAAGCUUGCUGCCAUGGAGAAAGGAGUUCAUAAAAUGGAGGUUUGAGAUAUGUACGUCUCUCCUCAUAUAAAUUAAAAACGAAGGUGUAUGGUUUUUAUUUAUUUAUGUGAAAUUGUAUAUUCUGAAGACGUUGGGAAUUAACUAACGUUAUUUAUAAUAUUUGAAGUUUUGUUUCACACACCAAGAAAUCAGUUUCUGCAGUUUCAUUUUGUUCGACACAUACGUAAAAUC
Camelina sativa (false flax) is the source of this 1753-nucleotide messenger RNA. RefSeq names its product wax ester synthase/diacylglycerol acyltransferase 3-like. NCBI's taxonomy places the organism in Eukaryota, Viridiplantae, Streptophyta, Magnoliopsida, Brassicales, Brassicaceae. Gene Ontology annotation, molecular function: diacylglycerol O-acyltransferase activity. Gene Ontology annotation, cellular component: plasma membrane. The record is from RefSeq and is a predicted model, not a curated record. Gene Ontology annotation, biological process: triglyceride biosynthetic process.